Styela clava is the source of this 1818-nucleotide messenger RNA. Its product is annotated as general transcription factor IIE subunit 1-like. Gene Ontology annotation, biological process: transcription initiation at RNA polymerase II promoter. Gene Ontology annotation, cellular component: transcription factor TFIIE complex. The record is from RefSeq and is a predicted model, not a curated record. Lineage: Eukaryota; Metazoa; Chordata; Ascidiacea; Stolidobranchia; Styelidae.
UAUGUAAUAUAGAAUAAUAUUUAUAUUCCAAAUUAGAAGUCUGAUUUUAAGUAAAAUGUCCAACACAUUAGAAAAUGAAUCUGAAGUUUUACGAGAAGUACCCGAUGCUCUGCAGAGACUUAUCAGAUAUGUUGCAAGAGGAUUCUAUGGACUCGAACACGGCCUAGUUAUCGACGUACUUGUUCGAAACGCAUGUGUGAAGGAAGAUGACAUCCAAGAACUUUUAAAAAUGGACAAGAAACAACUACGAGCAAUGUUGGUUUUUCUAAAGAAUGAUAAAAUUUUGAAAGCAAGACUUUGCGUUGAAACUCAACCAGAUGGGAAUGUACUUCGUCACAAUUAUUAUUAUAUAAAUUAUAGAAGCAUUUGCAACAUAAUUAAAUAUAAGCUUCAUCACAUUCAUAAGAAAAUUGAGACGCAAGAACGAGAUUCAACAAAUCGUUCAUCAUUUCGAUGUCCAACUUGUCAAAACACUUAUUCUGAUCUCGAUAUUAAACUUCUCAUCGACCCAUUUCUAGGAACGUUAAAUUGUACGUAUUGUAAAUCUGAAGUGGAAGAAGAUGUUUCAGCGGAGGCAGCACAAGAUUCCAGAACAUUACAGGCUAAAUUCAAUGAACAGAUGGAACCAAUUUAUAAAUUACUUCGAGAAACAGAAAAUGUUAAUUUAUCGAUAGAAGUGUUGGAACCAGAACCUACAAUUAUACCUCACCUUCAUCCCAAUGCAAAACCAUCCCAAGCUCGACAGCGAGGGAACGCUGAUAAAAGUGGAUCUGGUCAUUGGACUGAUGUUAAAAGUGGAGGAUUGGAUUAUCAUCAAGAUGUUAUUAUUGAUAUUGGUGAUAAUCCUAAAGAAGACACUACACAAGCUAAAGAGGUUCCUAUUUGGAUCCAAGAAAGCACAAUUAAUAAAAAUGUUGAUGCAACAUCAGCAGCAAUAUCGUCAAUAUCAGGAGGGACAUCGAGUGUUCAAGAUCGAUUAAAAUCUCCAACUCGUGGAAACAAUACUAAUGAAAACGAUGAAGUUCUGGCUAUGCUUAUGAUGCAAGAAAGAAGAAAUAAUACAACACACGGUCAGUCAUCGUCUGGAAGAUACAAUGAUGGUGGAAAAUCUGACACAAGCGAAUCUGAUGGUGAAAAUACUGCCCGAAAUCGUCAUGGUGAUGAAGAGGACGAUGAUGAUGACGAUUUUGAAGAAGUUGAUGACAAUGACCCUGUAAUAAUGGUUGCCGGGAAACCAUAUAGCUACAGUGAAGUUGCUCAAAAAGGCCAACAACUUGUUCAACUCAUGACUUCUGUUGAGAAAGCUGCUUAUAUUGAGAUUGGACAGCAGAUGUACGAAGACAUGCAAGACUGAGCACAGAGAAUGAAUUUAAUGCUGACUGUCGGCUGCAGCAACUUGGAACAGGAUGAGAAGAUCAUGCAGGGAUGUCCAUCCAGAGCCAUAUUAUUAAGAAUACUUACUGCCUGUUUACUGGUUCUCAAUAAGAAGGCUAUUUUGGCGAAUUUUGUCAGGGAUUCUUUAGUGGAAAGCUGCCAAUGUGAAAAUAUACUUUCAAAGAUUUCAAAUAUCUUCAAGAUAUUCAAAAUCUGGAAUUUUUUAGGAAUGGUUAAAACGAGGUGUGCUGAUUUUUGCGCUUGUAGUCAAAAUUCCAUUUCAUGCAUUUCUGUAAUAUUUUGAUACAUCGUUAUUGGUUUUAUUACUAAAAUGUUGGCAUUUGUUUGAAUUUCGUCGUCUGGUGAAACUGACGUGUGGAAAUUGUUGCUUGUUUAUUACAAAAAUAAAAAUGCGAGUCAGUUUACUAAAUUAGCCAACCUCAA